Messenger RNA from Octodon degus (degu), 1923 nucleotides. It is a transcript of the gene Cacng6, whose product is annotated as calcium voltage-gated channel auxiliary subunit gamma 6. The record is from RefSeq and is a predicted model, not a curated record. Bases 761 to 1561 code for a protein of 266 amino acids. Gene Ontology annotation, molecular function: calcium channel regulator activity. Gene Ontology annotation, biological process: regulation of calcium ion transmembrane transport via high voltage-gated calcium channel; calcium ion transport. The transcript is spliced from 4 exons. Gene Ontology annotation, cellular component: membrane; L-type voltage-gated calcium channel complex. NCBI's taxonomy places the organism in Eukaryota, Metazoa, Chordata, Mammalia, Rodentia, Octodontidae.
CCCGCGCAGUCUGAGGUCCUGGUCGCGAAGCCGGGGACGCCGAGGAAGAGCGCGGGGCCCCGCCACGGACCCGCGUGGGCGGCCUGGAGCGAGCGUGGAGCCGGUGGCCCAGGCAGCCUGGGGAGGGGGCGCGCGGUCACCAAGGGAGCCAGAGCCCCGGCCAUACCCCAGCGGCGCCCAGCAAUCAGGACGCCGUGUCCAAGCCUUCUGAUCACAGCCUUGUGGGGAGCCCGGGCUCCCCUCCUUGCCCCGGCCAAUCCCAGCCUUUUCUUCAGAAGCCACCUGUCGCAGCCUCCCCUGAAUGGUAGGCUCUCAAGCCUCGCCUCAGCUCCUGUUCCCCUGAACCCCAGCCUCUGCUCUGCGAGACUCUACAGGCCUCUUUUAGGCACCCCAGUUUCCCUUCUGCACCCGCAGUGCUGAAUCCUUCAUCCUCAGACUCAGAGCCCGGAGGAACCCAACCGAAUCUCCAAAGACGGAGACCUCAGCCCUGUGCCCUCGGGGAGGCAGCAUCGGAGGGCCUGGUUUUCCCUCUGGGGUUCUUGUGGGCACCCCAGGGGCGCCUCUGAACCUCUGUGGUUUCCUCAGCCCGGUAGCCUAGUUUGGCCCCUCCCAAGCUCAGGCCGACCUCGACUGGCCCGUCUGAAGUGCAGAGUGCCUGUCUCCUCCAGCGUGCACCUGCCCCUCCACCCCUCAAGCCCCUGCCACCCAGACCUCCCCAAGCUGCUCCUGGAGCUGGAGCUCGAGCCCGGGCCCCUCUGGGAUGAUGAUGAUGUGGUCCAACUUCUUCAUGCAAGAAGAGGACCGGCGGCGGGCGGCCCGGGGCAGGAGGCGCGCGCAGGGCCAGGAGAUGAGGGGCCUGAGCCCCGAGCGUGAGGGCAAGACCAAGCUGGCGCUGCUGCUGGCCGCCGUGGGAGCCACGCUGUCUGUGCUUGCGGUGGGCACCGAGUUCUGGGUGGAGCUCAACACCUACAAGGCCAACGGUAGCGCUGUCUGCGAUGCCGCGUACCUGGGGCUGUGGAAGUUGUGCACCAAGCGGCUGUGGCAGGCGGACGUGCCCACGGACAGGGACACCUGCGGCCCCGCCGAGCUGCCUGGAGAAGCUAACUGCACCUACUUUAAGUUCUUCACCACCGGGGAGAACGCACGCAUCUUCCAGAGAACCACAAAGAAAGAGGUAAACCUAGCAGCUGCAGUGAUAGCAGUGCUGAGCCUGGUGGUCAUGGCUUUGGGCUGCCUCUGUAUCAUCAUGGUACUCAGUAAAGGUGCAGAGUUCUUGCUCCGAGUGGGAGCUGUCUGCUUUGGCCUUUCAGGCCUGCUGCUCCUGCUGGGCGUCGAGGUAUUUCGGCAUUCCGUGUGGGCCCUGCUCGGGGACGAGGACGGGGACCUCAGCCCGCAGGGAGCCCGGGGCCCGCGCCUGGCCUUUGAGUUCUCCUGGUCCCUGGGCUGUGGCGUGGCUGCUGGCCUCAUUCUGCUCCUGGGGGGAGGCUGCUUCCUGCUACUCAGCCUGCCUCCCCGGCCCUGGGGGUCCCUCUGCCCCAAGCGCUCGCACACGGCUGCCUAGGGCCACCGUGGCCCCAUGUCUCCCAGGAAACUGAGUUCUGUCCACCCAGCAGAUGCCACAAGGCACCCUCAGCCACCUGUCCCUCCGUGCCUUCUACACGUUCUCCUCUGUGGAUGAAUUUGGGGUGUUCUGGGAGGGGGCUUUCUGCCCAUGUGGGUUCCCUGGGAAGCUGGUGGGGACCUGACAGAGACCAGGAUGUGGUGGGGUCUCCGGAGGAGUUGGGGCCUUCACUGUCCGGGUCUGCAUUGAUUUGCUUCCGGGGAGAUUCCCAGGACUGUCUGCAGCUGGGUUGGGCUGGGGAGAUAGAGUAGAGGGGUCCCACCUGACUGUGAGAGGGUUGGGGAUUAAAGGUCUGGAACCCG